This is a messenger RNA of Rotaria sordida, 519 nucleotides long. NCBI's taxonomy places the organism in Eukaryota, Metazoa, Rotifera, Eurotatoria, Philodinida, Philodinidae. The record is from the annotation of a GenBank genome assembly.
AUGAGCAAAAUUGACCAAAAUCAACGCGUAAAACGAGCUUACUCUUUAACUGCUCAACUUAAAAAUAUUGGACCAACAAGUAACGCAAAAACUAAAUUUAUUCUUGAAUCAACACCCUUCGAUAACGAAGAUGAAUCACCAUCAUCAGGAGAUUUGACUAUUGUUGGUCGACUAUUGCCGAAUUCUGAUAUUUACAAACAAGGCUCUAUUCGAAUUCACAUUAUAUUAGGACAAGAAUUUCCAUUUAAAGCACCAAAAGUAUUUGUAAGACAACCAAUAUAUCAUCCUAAUAUUGAGAGAGAUGGUAAAGUAUGUACUAAUCUCUUGGUUAAUUCAGAGGCUUGGACACCAACAACAACUUUAGUCCAGAUUAUUGAAGAAGUAACCAACAUAAUUGAUAAUCCUUGCACGGAUCAAAUUCAACAUACUGAAGCGGCUAGUUUAUAUAAUACUAAUAAAACGGAAUAUAAUCGUAUUGCAUCAGAAAUGUUUAAACAACAUGGUUUACCACGAAAUUGA